GGAGCAGAAGGAGAAACCGGAGGCGCGGCAGAGCGAUGCUGAGAGCGCAGCAGGAUGUCUUUCACCUCCUCCUCCUCCUCCUCUCCCUCCUGCUCCCGGACUCUCCUGGCCGUGCUCCUUUUGCAUCUCCUGCCGCCGUGCCUCCUCCAUCCGCAGCCGUGCCACCUCCUGGCUCAGAUCGGACACACGGUGCGCGUUGGCGCGCUCCUCCCGGCGCAGCGGGGGGCUCGCGUGCAGGUCCAGGCGGCGCUGAGCCGCGCGGCGGCCGCGAUGAGCCGGGACCGGGACUGGAACCAGGACCAGGACAGGGACCGGGACCGGCAGCAGCACAACUUUCUUCCCUACAACUUGAGCCUGGAGCUGGUUUCCCGCCAGCCGGCCGCCGCGGACCCGGAGUCCCUGUUCCGGUGCGUGUGUCAGGGCGUGGUGGUGCAAGGGGUCUCCGCCGUGCUCGCCUUCCCGCAGAGCCGCGAGGAGCUGCUACAGGUGGACUUCAUGGCCUCGUUCCUGGAGAUCCCGUUCCUCAGCGUCAUUGAGCACGGAGAGCCGCUGCGCACGCAGAACCGGUUCCACCUGCAGAUGGCGAUGGGGGUCCCGGAGUCCGGCCUGUCCAACCUGCUGCUGACGGUCCUGCAGCGGUCCGGUUGGAGGGAGGGCACCGUGGUCCUGUGCCGGGGCUGGGAGGAGGCUCGCGGUCUCCUGCGGCUGCUGGACAGCGGCAGCUGGAGCGGUGCAUCGUGGGACGGCGGGGGCGCAGUCACCUGGCACGUGCGCGCCCUCCUGAACCUGACGCAGUCGGCGCACGACGACACGCAGAUCCACGACUUUCUGUCGCGCCACUUCCGGCAGAACCAGCCCUCGCCCGCGUCGGUGCUGCUGUUCGGCGCCGACCCCCAGUGCGCGGCGGCGGUGCUGCGCAGCGCUCAGGACCUGGGCCUCACCUUACCCAUGGUGCACUGGGUGCUGGGCCAGCCCCUCAGCCCCGACGCGCUGCACGCCAUCGGGCUGCCCCUCGGCCUGCUGGCCUACGGGGAGGUGGAGCGGAAACCCCUCGACUUCUACGUCAGCGACGCCCUGCAGCUCGUCACCAGGGCCAUCGCCGCGGCGACGUUGGUCAGGCCGGACCUGGCGCUGAUCCAGAACAUGGUGAACUGCUACGACAAGCCCAACAAGCACGAGGUGCCGUCCUCCGGACAGUACCUGUCGAGGUUCCUCUCCAACACGUCUUUCUCCGGUCUCACAGGUCCCGUCCGAGUCCUCCAGAACAGGUCUCAGGUCCUCACCUCGCAGCGCUUCCACAUCUGGAGCUUGCGACGGGACGCGCUGGGUCAGCCCACCUGGGUGACGGUGGGCAGUUGGGAGGGAGGCCAGCUGAAGGUGGAGGACCAGGGGGUCUGGCAGGGCCCCAAGCCUCGGCACAGGGCCGACGGCGUGAGCGGGAGGACCAGGGGCCGCUGGAAGCCGGGGAUGCCGGUGGUGGGGAACCGGGUUCGGGUGGUGACCCUGGUGGAACAUCCUUUCGUUUUCACGCGGGACGUGGACGAAGAAGGAAGCUGCCCGGCCGGGCGCUACUGCCUGGACGCCAGCACCAACAGCUCGGAUACCUUGGAGAGAUUCUUCGUGGAGGUGGCCGGCGGGAACAGCAGCUUCCUGCCCGCGGAGCACAGCAAGUGUUGCUACGGAUACUGCAUCGACCUGCUGGAGAAACUGGCCGAGGACCUGGGCUUCGAGUACGACCUUUACAUCGUCGGGGACGGGAAGUACGGGGCGUGGAAGGGGGGCCGCUGGACCGGGCUGGUGGGAGAUCUUCUGAACGGGCUGGCAGACAUGGCCGUGACCUCCUUCAGUAUUAACUCCGCCCGGAGCCGGGUGAUCGACUUCACCUCGCCCUUCUUCUCGACCAGCCUGGGCAUCCUGGUGCGCAGUAAGGACACUGCGGCCCCCAUCGGAGCCUUCAUGUGGCCCCUGCACUGGUCCAUGUGGGUGGGCAUCUUCGUGGCGCUGCACAUCACCGCCUUCUUCCUCACGCUUUACGAGUGGAAGAGUCCGUACGGCAUGACGCCUCACGGGCGCAACAGGGUGAGGGUGUUUUCAUACUCGUCUGCUCUCAACCUGUGCUACGCCAUCCUGUUCGGACGCACCGUCUCCUCCAAGACGCCGAAGUGUUGGACGGGUCGGUUUCUGAUGAACCUGUGGGCCAUCUUCUGCCUGCUGGUGCUGUCCAGCUACACCGCCAACCUCGCCGCGGUCAUGGUGGGGGAGAAGACUUUUGAGGAGGUGUCAGGAAUCCACGAUGCCAAGCUGCAUCAUCCGUCGCAGGGUUUUCGUUUUGGGACCGUGAGGGAGAGCAGUGCAGAGGAUUACAUGAAGAAGAGUUUUCCAGAGAUGCACGAAUACAUGCGGCGCUUCAACGAGCCAACUACCCCCGAAGGAGUGGCCACUCUCAAGACAGAUCCUCCUCAGCUUGACGCCUUCAUCAUGGACAAAGCUCUCCUGGAUUACGAGGUUUCCAUCGACGCUGACUGUAAACUUGCAACAGUUGGGAAACCGUUUGCUAUUGAAGGUUAUGGCAUCGGUCUGCCCCAGAACUCCCCCCUGACCUCCAACAUCUCAGAAUUCAUCAGCAGGUACAAAUCCGAAGGCUACAUGGACCUGCUGCACGACAAGUGGUACAAAGUGGUUCCCUGUGGGAACCGCGUGUUCGCCGUCACAGAGACCCUUCAGAUGGGGAUCAGUCACUUUUCGGGGCUCUUCGUGCUGCUGUGCGUCGGCGUGGGCGGGGCCCUGCUGACGCUGGCAGGCGAACACGGUUUCUACCAGCUCGCGCUGCCGUACAUCCGCCGCCGACAGAAGCUCAAAUACUGGCUGCACACCUCGCAGAAAAUCCACCGAGCUCUGAACAUGACGUAUGAAGACGUAAAGAGGAAGCAAGCUGAAAAAGAGAAAAGCGGCGACCUCCAGAAGCCUCAGGCCCCCUGCGGCCUCCCCGCUCCGCCGGCCCCCGGGGCCUCGGCCAAGUGGAGCAACGAGGACGGCAAGGCCGCUGCUAAGGACGCCCGGGACUUCAAACAAGUCCAAUUCAACCUGGAGACCCUCAACACCCGCCGCCUGCUCGCCAGCAUCGGCACCUGCGACGCCAAGGGGGGAGGGGCCAAAUCCGAAGCGCAGGGGCCGGCCAAGGCGAAGGCGGGGCCUAACAGCCGGCAGUGUGAGAACGGAGGGCCGGCGGUGUCACGGGCCAGCCUGCUCCUCUCACGAGCUUCGGCCUCCUCCGCUUCGGCCGCCUCCUCCGCCCAACGCAAUACCUCUGCGCCUCCCUCUGUCGCCGUCGGAGCCCCCACCGCGGCCGUUGCCCCACCCCCCGUGGCGGUGGCUCCACCCCGGCCAGGUGAGAUGCAGGAGCUACAGGAGCAGAUCGACCAGAUGAGGGAGAAGCUGAGGACGGCUCUGGCCAGGAGGGCAGAGAUCCAGACGACCCUGGCCAAACCUGUCGCCACGGCAACCAACAACCCCAGUGAAGUUACUACGACGACAACAACAAUGACAACAACAGCAGGAGCCGCCCCGCCCCCCAUUGCCCCGGUGAUGCCUUUCCCUGCCAACACUAAGUGCGUGACGACCAUGACGGACCCACCUCACAAAGUCCUGUCCAAAGUCCGGCCCUUCCACAGCAGACUGACCAAUCAGAGGUGAUGCUGUCUGUGCGGGUCACAUGACUCUCUUCACACGGCGGCCAUUUCAAAAGCUGGACUUUAUUUUUAAAUGCCAAAGUUAAACAUGAACUCACUCGGAUAUGACAAUAAGGCCACAGGGGGGUCAUUGGUUCAGCUGUAAAAAGAACUAUGUAUUAUAAUGUAAUUGUACAUUACAGAGUUCUAACUCAAACUCAGUGAGUCAUGCAUGGGGGGACUUUAAUACAACCACAAUAAGACCUUAUAUCACGUGGUAAUAAAAUCACAUUUGCGGUAUUUACAAGGUUUGUUUGACAGAUAAAUGAAUGGACUUUCAUACAUAUUAUUGAAAUAAGUUUCAAAUGUUGGUUGUAGAUUUGGAGAUAAAACAUUGAGAAUUGAACACCUUUUAUAUUGCAUUUUAAAACAGUUGAAAAUGUUUUGGAAUAUUGAAAUCAAAUAACAUAGAAAUCCACCCCCAAAAGAUUAGAUAUGUGUCUUAAAAUCUUAUGCUGAGCAUUUGAACCCAAAACCACUUAAAAAAAAGAAUUGUACAUCUAUGUAUGAUAUUCUAUAAAUGUUUAUUGUUCAACAUCAAAUUUUGAUUAACGCCUGGAUUUCCACCAUAAGGGAAAACUUAGGUAAAAUUAAGGUGCACAUUUUGAAUCCAAACAAUAAGCUAUUUAAAAAAAUGCUAGAGUCCUAGUAAAUGCUGAUCCUCAGACUAUUUAGAAAUCAGUGUUUCAUUUUGUUUUUGUAGAAACGACUUACAAACAUCCGAUAAAUAACUGCGGCUAAUUGAACACCAAACAAGACCCGACCAGCUGGAGGCUCAUCACACUUAGUAGUGAGGACUUUCUGUGGAAGGGAAGGGACACUACUUUCAUGUUACAUUGGAAAGAUUAUAGGUCAUCUGCACAGUGUAAAAACAACCAGAGAGCAUGGAUUUGAUUAAAUUGAUAUUUAUUUCAAGUUAGUGUUUAAUUAGGAUUCCAGCCGCUGUAGCUAGCUGCAGCUAGCCGCUGUAGCUUACAUUACAAUACAGGUCAUUUAGCUGACGCUUUUAUCCAAAGCGACUCACAUUGCAUUACAACCUAUGCGUUACAUUUUGCCUGGGGUUAGGUGUCUUGCUCAGGGACACUUCGACAUGGCACAUGGGGCAGCCGGCAUUUCACAGUGUAAAAGGACAAAAAACGCUUUCUUUGCAGCGCCAGCCUCACUGCUCAUUUCAACAGAUAGGACAGCUCUCACCUGGCACCCGCGCGCACACACUGGUCUGAUGCGUCACAAGUUCACAACAACCAGGCGCCAGGCGCUGUAGCUAGCUGCAGCCAGCCACCGUAGCUAGCUGCAGCUAGCCGCCCUAGCUUGAUGGCCUACGGAGAGCCUCCCGCAGUGUCCAUAAAAAUGUAUAGUUUAAAGGGACAAAACAACGUUUCAUUGAGUUGAGCAGUUUUCAGUUCAGCUCAUUUUUACUCGUCCUGAACUGUGGUUCAGCAGGGGAACUACUAGAGAUGGCCUGUUCGUUGUUCCCAUGGCAAUAUCCAUCACGUUCUUUUUACCUUUACGACAUGCCUGAGGAAAUAAAGCUACUGUACUCUAUUUUUUUAUUGACUCUAUAUCAUUUUUUUUGUUCUUAUCUUUUAUUAAGGUUUACUGUUUGCUGUAACUUUGUUCACUGUUGAUGUUUAAUUGUUUUAUGUUCUUGCUUUGUCCGUUUAAGCAAUUUGUAAUCCCUGUUUUUAAAGGUGCUAUGUAAGUUACAACAGUAGCGAAAUCACACACCGUCUGCAUCUCUGUGACUUUCCAUUUUAAAAUAUGAAUAUAUUAAUUUGCUGGAAUGUAAUGAGCUCAACACCAUGAGGAGGAAAAGGCAGUUAAGAUGACAGAUGCAGUUUAAUGAUUCUUAUUUACAUCAGUCUGGAAUAUCCAUGUUUGUUAGUAGACUCUUUUUGCUAUAAUGCACAAGAAUCCUAAUUUGCCUUUUAAGGAAUUACUAUAUAAACUAGUAACUCGGCUGUUUAGGCUUUGGAAAAGAUUGUGGUUGGGUCUAAACAACUAAUUUUGUUUCUGUGUGAAAUAACUACGGUGGUUGCACAACUAGCGUUAGAAAAAUCUACUUACGUAAAAGAACUAAAGCUAAAUAAAUUAAUGUUAAUUUGAUUUUACAUAGGACGCAAAUAGCGGUCCCCUCUGUGAAAGUCCUGUGUUUAUUUGAGGUAGAGAAGGUCGGUGGUUCAAUCCCCGGCUCUUCCCUGUUGCGCAAUAUACGGAACCACAAUUUGUUCCCGAAGGCUGUUUGACGAACAAGAACGAAACGUUGAAACGUUCCUUUUUAAGUUCUGCUGUGACAGACCAGGUGAGACCGAGCGUUUUCCCGCAGGUUCAAUCCACGUCUUCCUCCUCCGUUUGUUUCUGUGAUGCGUUCACUUCCCUUUCUGUUCAACCAGUGGGCUGUGAGGCGUUCGCUGACCAACGUGUUUCUCUGAAAAGUGAAGCUGAGGAUGUUUGUGAUGAGCAAAGGACCCAGAGUGGUUUGUACUAUUUCUGUUCAUUUCGAUCUUCACAUAUUUUUUGAAAAAUUAAAAAGGAAAUAAGUGUGUUACCAAAUUAAGAGUGUCGUUAUUUGUAUCUGAAAAAACACACAAACUUCUUUGUGUGCCAAUGACAAAGUGAAAAUAUUAUGGACCAGAAUAUCUGAAAGAAAAUUUACACAUGACCUCAAGAGAAUUAGGAAUAACAAAACUCAUGUUAAUAUGAAUAAAGUAACACAUCUGUUAACUAUCCCUUUAUGUUAAUAAAAAGUUCAUCAGUUCAUUUGCAGCUGAUCCACCAGCUGGUUAUUUCGUCCUACUUGGGCUACAAACUGGAUCUAUAGAGACUACAUGGAUUCAAACUGGUUUUGUUUGAUCCACAAAGACCACAAGGGGCAUUACACUGGAUUUAAAUGAGUACAACGAUGACUUCCCUGGAUUCAGGCCGGAUUUAAAAGACUUAAAACUGGAUCUAUAGAGACUGCAGCACAAGUUGCCCUGGAUGCAGACUGGUUCCACUGCAAUCUGAGAUACCACAACAGCAGCUGCACUGGAUUUAAAUGAAUACAACACACAGAAUCCCAGGUACCACAACAGUGGUUGUAACUGGAUUUAAACUUGGUUACCCCUAAUGGCUCCCCAGGCAGAAUGUAACACAUGGGUUAUAAUGCAAUGUAAGUCGCUUUGGAUAAAAGCGUCUGCUAAAUGACAUGUAAUGUGAUGUAAAGGAGUCUGUUCCAGAAAGACCUUUUUUGUUGUUGUUUUUUUUGUACUACAGAACUUUAAGUAAAUAACAUGCUCACAAAAAACCCACAUUCAAAAAGUAUGUUAAACAGUGACACUGUGAAUCAUCGUGAGUUCUGGUGUCUCUAGUGGAAUCAAAGCUGACCUUCCUGAUCCACAUUUGGGAUUUGAUUCUCUCUCCUCAAGGUGCCGUGUGUCAAACGUGUUUAUUUCUUCCGGGAUUUAUUCUCCACUCAGCUGAGGAGGACCCUCAGACUGGUUUAGCUCCAUAGGGGAGUCGGUAUGGAUCCUCUCAAUUCACACGCGGGCAUCAGCACACAUGUCGAAAAAAGUGA
Molecule: messenger RNA, 7284 nt
Organism: Pungitius pungitius (ninespine stickleback)
Lineage: Eukaryota; Metazoa; Chordata; Actinopteri; Perciformes; Gasterosteidae
Gene: grin3bb
Product: glutamate receptor, ionotropic, N-methyl-D-aspartate 3Bb
Exons: 10
Coding region: 55-3693 (1212 amino acids)
Biological process (GO): monoatomic ion transport; ionotropic glutamate receptor signaling pathway
Cellular component (GO): plasma membrane
Molecular function (GO): NMDA glutamate receptor activity
Source: RefSeq, a predicted model, not a curated record